CUUGCGGACGAUAUUGUCAUUCAUUCUGAUACUUUCUGACUACAAACAUCUCAAUAAUAACAAUUAUAAUCGUAAUAAUAUUAAUAGUAAUAAUAAUAAAUGUUGUAGAUAAUAUUCAGGAAAUAAACUAGUGAUCACUUCUUUUGCUUAAAGUUAUGGUGCUAAAUGACCACGAGGUUCUAAGCCUCGUGGAUUUCAAUGAUUGUAUUUAUUAGUGUUGAGUGAUUUAUAGAAUAAUAGUUAUUGUUUAAACAAAAUGCCAAAUUCAAGCGCCGUAUCAACGAAUCGUGUGAUAAACAAUACACUUAGGGACCAAUUUAACCAAUUAAAUGAUAACCAAUUAAAAUAAUAAAUGGUCCAACUAAACUAUUUUUACGACCAAUUGUAAUUUUAUAAAUAAUUAAAUCGAAAUAAACGUAAAUGUAUAAUUUAGAAUGGGCAGAAAAAUCGUGACACUUAUGAAGGAAGCGGAAAUAAAUAAUUCCGCAGACAUUAUCCUUAAGUUAAUAUUUACAACAGUAGAAUAUAUUAAAUUAGUGUACGAAGGGUCAGGCUUACUGAAAAUAACUUUUGAGUUUAUAAAAAAUAAUGCGGAAAUUGCGUUCGACCUUCAAGAGGUCGCGUACCCCGACUGGAGCGGAAAUGAAAUCACAAUCGAGUUUAGAAGUUCCAAAACAAGUUCGCUCGGCUUCGUUCGAUGAAAUUCAGUUGGAAGUCAAACGAUUUGAUCAAAAAGAAAUGCGUCAAACAGGUGGUGCUAGUGGGACUUUGGGCUUGGGUCCAGGUUCUGGUCCCGGUCAAGGUCCAGGUCCAGGAUUGGGCUCAGGUCUUGGACCGACUCCUGGUAGUCCAGGGCACAGUUUGGACCCGAAAAAAUCAACGCUACGCGUUCCCCAGCUUCAGACUAAUCAGAGAUCGAGGUCAUUUGACAUGUACGAAAAAACAUCAUUGCUGCCAACGUCAUCACGGUCAUCAAUGUCAGCUGCCUCGCGUAAGAGUGAUCUGAUAAGUGUGCCAGCGACCUGCUAUCACUGCAUCUGUGUCGAGGAAUACAAAAGGCUAUAUUUGUCUGACAAAACUGAUUCGGAUGAUGAUUCAACCGGUAGCGGGCACCUCAGGGCAUAUGACAACCCGGAUGAUUACGACGCAGAUGAUGAUCUCCCGCGUUCUGAUGCUUCUGACAGAUCCGAGUCAGCUCUGGAUGAUGACAAUGAAGCCCAGAGGGAAGGCAGCCCUGAGAUACGAGUGACGCUUAUGAAUUUUGAUGCAUACAAUGACGUGGAUGCUAGUUCUGAUGAGGGUAUAAAAGUCGAGUUUGUUCCCAUGGAUCGACCUAGGAGACUAUCACGCCAGGAAGCGCUUACCACUUUCCCGAUUGAUCUCCCGUCAAUUCUGGGCCCUGAUGACGAUGACGAUGACGAGGAUGAUGACGGAGAUGACGAAGAGGUUGAGAAAGCCAAGCUCGUGGUCAGGGAUAUCUUUCUUACGGUACCGGAAUUGAAGAGGGAUCGCGCUGCUUCGGUCGACUCGUGUUUCAAUAGCGCCAAGAGCUGCCAAAGUGACGACAGCGGAUGCUUGGCAGUUCCCCAACAGAACACCAGGUCCAAAAGUGUUGACAUUGUUCUCCCGACUGACCAGCAGACAAGAUACACAGCUUUGCUGCCGGUUAAAGACGACAGAAGAGGAGGACGGGGUGAUUCCGGGGCAUCUAGUAGCCGCGAAUUGCGUUCGAUUCCUGAUUGGAGCGCCGAUGCAAUAAAUGGGGAGCAUCUGUGGGUAAGCACAUCUGCUUCCGGUGAAUUCUGUUACGUAAAUGACUGCACGAAACAUGGGCCACGAGUUAAAUGUUCAGCAUGCCGGGUAGUAGCGCAUACUCUCUGCGCUUCAAGUUUAAAUUUUUUAUGCAAGUCAUCAUUCCGUGACGUUGACGUAAGACAAUACCGUGAAGAAACGUCGACGCAGCAUCACUGGGUCCAUAGACGUUCCCAAAAAGGCAAAUGCGCCAACUGUUCAAAAGCUUUUCAAUCAAAACUGUCCUUCAGCUCGAAAGAAAUCGUUGCCGUUUCUUGCAGCUGGUGCAAGUCCGCGUACCACAACCGGGAGUCAUGCUUCAAUGUUGAGAAAAUUGGGGAGAACUGUGACUUAGGGAUCCACGGUCUUAUCAUCGUUCCGCCCGCUUGGAUCGUCAAGCUCCCCCGCAAAGGUCUUUUCAAAAGCAGCCUUCGUAAAUCCCCGCGAAAACGAAAGUCAACGAAAGGCGAAACAGCCGACGAAAAUGGUUCCACGCGUUCCAAAAGCAAAGAUGGAUCGUCGGAUGACUCAAAAGAGAAAGACAAAGACAAAGAGAAAGUGAAAGAGAAACUCUGGGUAGUCAAGCCCAUUCCCUCCCCAGCGCUAAGGCCCGUUAUCGUUUUUAUAAAUCCCAAAUCCGGAGGUAACCAGGGCCUGAAAUUGCUACAAAAGUUCCAGUGGCUACUGAACCCUAGGCAGGUUUUCGAUUUAUCGCAGGGUGGACCUAAAAUGGGCCUUGAAUUGUUCCACAAAGUUCCCAAUUUACGAAUCCUUGCUUGCGGGGGAGACGGAACCGUUGGAUGGGUCCUUUCAGUUCUAGAUUUCAUUGGCGUAUUUCCCCCACCUGCGGUCGGAGUCCUUCCUCUGGGAACUGGAAACGAUCUUGCGCGUGCUCUAGGCUGGGGCGGAGGUUACACAGACGAGCCAAUUGCUAAAAUCCUAACUAAUAUCGGGGAAAGUGACACGGCGCUUCUAGACCGGUGGAAAGUUACUGUUGAAAAAAAUCCAGAUGCGACUGCUUCGGAGGAUGACAGCAGAGCAAAAGAAAACUUACCCCUCAAUGUCGUUAAUAAUUACUUUUCUCUGGGAGUCGACGCGCACAUCGCGUUAGAGUUCCACGAAGCGCGCGAAGCUCAUCCGGAAAAAUUCAAUUCGCGGUUUCGGAACAAAAUGUUUUAUGGGCAAAUGGGCGGAAAGGAUUUAGUCCGUCGCAAGUGGAAGGAUUUGUCCGAAUACGUUACCCUGGAGUGUGACGGGCAGGAUGUCACGCCAAAGUUGAAGGAACAUCGGGUCCACGCGAUAGUUUUCCUGAAUAUUCCAUCCUACGGCGGCGGAACUCGUCCCUGGGGCGGAGGUUCUGGGACCAAGGAACCCUCGACAUCCGACGGGCUUCUAGAAAUCGUGGGGUUGACUACCUACCAGUUGCCGCUGCUGCAGGCUGGUGGUCACGGAACCCCAAUUGCUCAGUGCAGCCACGCGCGAUUAGUCACCACCAGGACGAUCCCCAUGCAAGUUGAUGGAGAAGCUUGUCGUGUCUUACCUUCAAUCAUGGAGAUAAAGCUCCUCAACCAGGCGACCAUGCUGGUGAAGAGCCGCGGGAAAUCUACGGCCAAAACCCAAGGUGACAAACUCGAGAGCUUGAAGCUGCAGAUAAUGAGAAUCAAGAUGAGAGAUUAUGAGACUUUUCACUCGGAUAAGGAUCGACUUAUUGGUGCUGCUGUCCCUCUGACUCCCGAACCUCUGGACCUCGACGCAACCAUGGACUUGGAGUCGCUCAGGAAGCUGCUGGCUAAGGAUUACAAUAUGGACAACUCCUGUUUUCUUGACUCCUGCACGGCCGAACGAUUCUUCAGGAUCGAUCGCGCCCAGGAACAGUUGCACUACGUAACGGACGUCGCUUCUCAAGCGGUGUUUGUUCUGGAAGAAGAUGUAGCGAGUCAUACCGAGGAUGCAGCUAAAGUAGACGCCGCUACACCCAGCGAAGAACGUCAGAAUACUUUAAAGACGAAAACGAAAGCACCUGAACCACCAAAAGCUGAAAGUAUUCAACGGGAUGAAAGUAUUAAUGUAGAGGGUAAAAGUAUUAAUUUAGAUGAGCGUAAUGUAGAAAAUGAAAAAGUUUUAACUAAGAGUAUAAAUAAAAGUAUUAAGCCGGUAGUGGGUAAUGUAGAUGAGGAUAGUCAAGUAACACAACGACAGCAUCAUAAAUCUGAUAACGAUAAUGUUAAUGAGGAUAGUGUACAAAAAAAAGAACAAAAACCUAAACAGAGUUCCUCUAAAUCAACUUCUGCUCCUGAACGACCUAAUCAAGGAAAUUCUGCUUAUAUCAGUGCCCGAGACAGGCUUUUUAGUCUAUCACCAGAAGUUCAAUUAGGCACUAGUGCACUAUUAGAAAAGCCGUCGGAUGGUAUAAUUCGUGCCGCCAAAACCGGUGAUCUGAAAACCCUGAGAGAACUACAUCAACAUGGAUAUUCAUUGCUAUCAAUAGACGCUAAUGGACAAACGGCUCUACAUCUUGCUGCCAGACAUGGAUACAAAGACAUUGUUAGGUAUUUGAUAGCAUGCGCGCCACCAACUAUACUCAAUAUGGUUGACAAUGAUAAAGGACAAACGGCGCUACACAAAGCAGCACAACAAAAACGUCGUACUAUCUGUUGCAUGUUAGUUGCUGGUGGUGCGACAUUGACUAUACGAGAUCGUCAUGGUGCUACACCACGUGACUUGGCAUUGACGUCUGACGAUCGAGAUCUCGCUGCUUAUUUACAUAGUCAAGAACAAUUUCAUUUAGAUACUGAAGACAUGCUGAAUCUUCCCUGACCUAUUGAGGUACACUAACGACACUUAAUUAUUAUCGAUAUCUUUCUCAAUAGAUAUAUAGGCAUAUAUUUUAUUCCAUUAAAAUCUAUUUAUAUUACACGACGUCUCAUCAUCAUAUUUUUAAUUAUACACUCACAUAUAAAUAUAUAACUAUAUUUGUAUAUAUGUGUCUAUUACAUAUAUACAUAUAUAAACAUAUAUAUAUAUUUUUUUUUAAUAAUAAUCGACAUCACGGAUUUUAAUUCCUCUUAUAUUUAUUAAAUAAACAAUUAAUUAUUUAAGAUAACGUGAUACAGUAAAGUGUAUACAUAUAUAUAUCCAUAAAUAUAUAUAUGUAUACAUCUAUAAUCGUAUAGAAUGAUAGGAAAUUGAAUGCCCUUUCAAAUGAAUACCCACAAGCUAUACUUAUUUUCAAUUUUUUUUAUAACAUAUACAUAUAUAUUUAUUGAUAUAUAUAUAUGACUUUUAAAAUAUUUAUAAUAAAUAUGGCAUGUGGGUACUCAUUUUAAAGGGCAUUUAAUUCUCUAUUACAAUAUGGACUCAAAUACAUAUAUAUAUAUAUAUAUAUAUAUGUAUAUAUAUAUGAGUAAUUGUUUUUCAAACACAGGGCAUACGUAAAAUUUAUAUAGACUUAAGUAAUUAAAUUAAUUAUACAUAAAUAUUUAAAGAAGUAGAAGACAAAAUAAAAAAAAAAGUCGCAAAGAUUUUUUUUGUCGCAUAUCUUUGUCGUAUUAAUUAAUUAGGAUUUCAAAUAAAAGAUAAUUAAAUUUAUAAAUGAGUAUCCUCUAUUUUGAGCUCACAAUUAAAUAUCAAUUAAUUUUUUUUUAUUAAUUAAUUAAUUAAUUGAUUAAGAAAUAUUUCGAGGUUUGACGAAUAUUUUGAUAAUUUCAUUUUAAAAUUAAUAUUCUGGCGAAACUAUCAGAGAUACGGUAAAAAUUUACUGGAAUAAAAUUGUAGACAAUUAAAUUCUCUACAAAAAAGAUCUCGUGCGAUUUUUAUCUAAUCUCAAUAGUUUGGCCAGAAUAAAUGAAAAUAUAAAUUUUUACCUUAAAAACAAACAAAAAAUCAAACCUCAUAAAAUAUAUGAGAAUGUGCGGAAAGACAAAGUUUGAUUACAAUUAAUUACAUAAUUAAUUACAUGAUUAAUUUAGUAAUUAAUUAUAUUUAUUAUCGUUGAUUUUUAAAAAAAGAAAUUUUUUUUUCAAAUUUUAUUUUGAAUAAAAAAAUGAAAUUAAAAAAUACAUAUCGAUAUAUUUCUAAAAAUAUAAAUACAUAUAUAUAUUAUAUAAAAUACAAUUAUUUUAGAAUCUCAUAUAUUUAAAAAAAAAUAUCAGAACCAAUUUAAAAAAAGAAUUCAAAUUUAAAAUUUUUUCUAAAAAUUUCAAGUAUUUUUAAAUUUCCCGCUUUUUUUCAAUUUCUAUAAAUCGCGGGAUUUUUUUGUAACUUAAAUUUUUAAAUUUUGUCCAAAAAAUCCAUGACUAAAAACCUACAAAUUAACUUUAAAAAAAUAUUUAAUAUUUAAAAUUUUAAAUCGUGAAAAAAAAAAAAUUAUAAAUUUUCUUAUUUAUUUUUAAAAAAUUCCAUUUAUCUACUAAAUUUUUUACAAAAAAAAAAUUUUAUUAUCUUAAAAAAAACCUCAAUCACUAGACUUCUAUUUAUUUAAUGGAAUGGCGAGAAGGAACAAAACAAAAUGGCGGAAUAACAAAAAAAACCAAACAAAUAAACGUAACCUAAAAAAAAAAUUCCAAUUGGCCAAAAAAAAAAAAAAAAAAAAAAAAAUUUAGCAGAAAAUGUAAUAAAAAAAAAUAAUAAA
Microplitis mediator is the source of this 6421-nucleotide messenger RNA. It is a transcript of the gene rdgA, whose product is annotated as eye-specific diacylglycerol kinase. The coding region runs from base 589 to 4608 and encodes 1339 amino acids. NCBI's taxonomy places the organism in Eukaryota, Metazoa, Arthropoda, Insecta, Hymenoptera, Braconidae. Gene Ontology annotation, biological process: diacylglycerol metabolic process; intracellular signal transduction; lipid phosphorylation. The transcript has 8 exons. Gene Ontology annotation, molecular function: protein binding; ATP-dependent diacylglycerol kinase activity. The record is from RefSeq and is a predicted model, not a curated record.